Messenger RNA from Suillus paluster, 2580 nucleotides. RefSeq lists its product as uncharacterized. Lineage: Eukaryota; Fungi; Basidiomycota; Agaricomycetes; Boletales; Suillaceae. Bases 1 to 2580 code for a protein of 859 amino acids. The record is from RefSeq and is a predicted model, not a curated record. The transcript is spliced from 8 exons.
AUGACAGACAACUUGAGUUCUAACCGGGCCUAUGGCACUAACCACAGCCCUCACCAGAUCAUUCCGGAUUACAAUGACCGAUAUCAAAACACCUCUCGCUCAACUAUCAGGUGGGAUCCCAACCAAGUGUCCCAGGCACCAACCCAUCCUCAGAAUACUCAUCGCCCGACCUACGUUGACUCUGUUCCCCACGGAAACUUAAACGAUCAGUAUGCCAAUCAGCGGCAUGACACUGAUCCCCAGGGUACAUCGCAUCCUCAGAGCACGUAUGUUUCGACCUAUGACGACUCAAUGCCCCAGAAACCUCAGGAUCAGUACAUUAAUCAGUUGCUUUGCACUGACCCUAGAUUCAAUGUGUUGAACUCCCAGGAUCAGUACGCUGAUCAACCGCCUUAUGUUGACCCUGGUACACCACAUCUUCAAAGUAUGCAUGACUUGGUGUAUGUUGACUCGGGGGGCCACAUGAACCCUCACGACCAGUACACAGAUCAACUGUAUGACAUCGUUCCCCAGGGUCCACCACAUCCUCAGAACAUGCAUCACUCAACAUACAUCGGCUCUGUGCCCCACACGGACCCUGGCAAUCAGUACGCCAAUCAGCGGCACGACGCUGAUCCUCAGGGCAUAUUGCACCCUCAGAGCACACAUGUUUCAACCUACAAUGACUCGAGGCCCCACACGAACCCCCACGAUCAGUCUGCCAAUCAUUCUAACUUCUCUGACAACCAUCCUGGCCCUGGACAACUCAUAUCACUCUCGCAGACAACUCACUACCCGCCUGCCCAUGGAUUAGAUUACUACCACCGUGUUGGUAGCCCCUAUUAUCACGCUCCCCAUCCCGAAAUGUCUUAUGAACGACCUGACCCGUUAGCUCAGUCAUCCGACUGGAUGCAUAGUGUAUUUGAUGUGCAUAAUGCUAGUAACAGAGUCGAGGAAGGACCUUCAGUGGAUCUAGAGCCUGCCAGACAUCAACAUGAUUUCAACCGUUUACGCUACCACCGAACUUCGAAUUGGCACACUCCGUAUACCGUAUCUAAGAUACGCAACAACCAUCUCAUCCCUCGCAAUGUGGGGCAUGGUGAGGGCCCAUCUCACAGUGCGGCACAGAGUGUACUGCCUCUUGUGCUAGAUACCCAGCCUGUGACCAUGCCACCCCCCACACCAACAACACUGUCUCCCGCCAUCUCGAUUAUCUUCGGUCUCGCAGACCUACCUUCGUGCACUAUCUUCGCCAACUCUUUCUUCCUGGACACAGCCACUGUUGGGACGAUGGCAAAUGAGUGCAUGGAUGCCGUAGUAUUACAUGAUGACGAUCUUAUCGCCUGGUCCAAGACAUUGGGCGGUAAAUCAGAGGUGUCUAAACUCUCCAAAGCCUUUGGGAUGAUUAAGAAAAACAUACAAUUCCUCAGUUGUAGUGCGGUUCUUUGGGGAUAUGGUCUGCACUCCUUAUUGAUGGAAAAACCGAAGAAGGAAGUAAAAGAGUUUAUUCAAGGCACAAAAGUGGAAGUCACCUUCGGAAAUAUCACAAUUUGCAACUUUGUCCGACAGCUCCUCUUCCAUGACAGGAAGUAUGUAGAUUAUAUUGGGCAAGACCGGAACAUUCAGCAUCUGUUGAACUUUGUCGGCGUAGCGUUCAACUGGGUACUAGAUGAACUGUCGACCGGCGUGUUCAAGAUCCAGGAUUUAAAAAUGAACGAGAAGACGCUUAAUUAUUCCGAAGAGCUUGAAAAGCUAUUCAACACGAUGCCAAUAGAGCAUCGUAAUGCUCUAGGGUCCCAAGGGCAGGAGCUGCGCACCAAGGGUCCUAUUGGCCCUUUCCACAGCCACUGGCCCUGCUCCAUCAUGCUACGUAUCAUGCGGGCCAUGGAGCUUGCAGCAAUGGCACAACGUGCUAUAGACGCAUGCCCACAUCUCUCUGAACGAGAUAAAGAGCUGAAUCACAUUAGUUCUUGGCUUGAACUUGCUCAUAUUGCCGAAGAAGAAGCAGGCCUGCUUUCCAAUAAUCUCGUUGCCCACCGGAAAAUUUACCUUGAGCAGCAAGACUGGUUGCGGAACCACACAGAUUCCUUGCUACCUCGUAAACUUAAAUACAUGGUUGAUAAUGUCAUAUGCCGCAAAUUCUGGCAAACACAAUCAAAGAAAAAAUGUCCUACAUCGUCCAAACCAGUCCCACCCACAAUCACCAUUCCUGCAACUGCGCAGAUCCCAAACUCAUCCCUUGCACCCGCAUCACCCAUGCCGCUCAGUACUGGCAGUCAACCCCAAUGCCACAUCAUUUCGAGCAUUGAACCCCAGACGAGCAUCACUGUAAUGAUCACGCAAGAACCCAGUGCCAUCGAGUACCUUUGCAAAGAAGGAGGCUGCGAAGAGACGAUUAGGGGCGAAGAGAAGCAGAAAGAAUUGUUAGAGGAAGGGUUUCUUAUGAUGGAAGCAAGAACUCCACCUCCCUCGUAUCCAUCACCACCUACACAUGUGCAUGCUAGCACACAGACAGAGCCUGAAGAUACUCGAUCCGAGUCCCCACAAUGUGCAAUGCCUAUCAACUGGGCAGACAAAGUUGAUAGUACUUUGUUCACAUGA